Molecule: messenger RNA, 2012 nt
Organism: Nicotiana tabacum (common tobacco)
Lineage: Eukaryota; Viridiplantae; Streptophyta; Magnoliopsida; Solanales; Solanaceae
Source: RefSeq, a predicted model, not a curated record
AUGCCAAAAGCGCCACCUGAGGUAGUUUUGGGAACAAAAGCUGGCGCAUUGGAGUUGAGUUUGCUUUUAACACUUGAGCUUGGUGAUAUUCUGGUUUUUUGGAUGAAUCAAGCGGCAGCUCUUAAGAGAAAAGUUCUGAAUCCAAACAAAGCUCAAUGUCCAAUGAAGAAUAUAGGCUUUGAUUUCCAAUACCGAUCAAGUGCCGAACUAGCCAAAAAAUAUCAAAUUAAGAGAGAAAAGCUUGCAAGUGAUCGCAACGAUAAAGCUGCUAAAGAGCAGGCAUUACUUGGAGUUAAAAGGAAGAAUUGUAUGCCUGCAACAUUAGAAGGACAAAGUAGACAGAGGUUAAGUCAAUUCGAUGUGUCAGUUCAAAAGUUAGGAAGGAAUAUAUUACCGGUGUACAAAUCAAUCCAAUCGUCUUCAAGGGAAGAUCUGAUCACUUCACAUAAUAUUGCAAGUAAAGGACAAAUUAAACAAAGGUCAAUUCAAUUGGAGGAUCUCAUUCAAAAGCAAGGAAUGAGCAAAUUACAUGUGCCCAUAUCCAUGAUCCAAUCAUCUGCAAAGGUAGAUCCUAACACAUUACAUAUGAUUAGAAGAACACAAGGUGAUGGAGAGAAACAACUUGAUAUUCAGGAGCUACAAAAUUACAAAAAGUUAAAGACAAACUCAGUCUUACCGAUGACGAGUGUUAAUCAAUUUCUAAAAAAAUAUGGGAUACAAGUUGGUGGUGAAAAACAUCCUGAUAAUCACCCAGAAAAUGAAAUGAGAUUUAUGUCCUCUCCUAUUAUUGAUGAGCGUGAAAUAGAAUUGGAUAAUUUUGCUGCACAAGAUGAAGUUAGUGAUGAUGAAUUUAUUGGAGAUGAGGAUAUGAACAUCGAUAAAGCUGCAGGUGGAACAUCAGAGAAGAAAAGAGUUCGAGGGCAAACAACAUGUAAGAAUAUUCAUGCAAGAAGUUUUGAAGAAAGAGAGGAGGUGGCAUUUGAUAAAGGGCAAGUAGUUGGACCAACUGACAAGAGAAUAUUUAAUUUGACCAACUUUUUAGGAACAAUUUCAAGGAAUCCAAAAUUUAUCCUCUUGGUGCAUACCAGUUGGCAUGCUGUGUCAAAGGAUAUUAAGCAACGAAUGAGAGAAUUGGGUAAUGACUGUCUUCGUGAUGCUUGGAAGCGACACAAGAGAAAUAUAAAGAAGAAAUAUUUUGAUAAAAAUGCUACUAUUGAAGAAAUGCUACAAAAUCGUUCCAAUGAGAUACCUGAAGUUCAAUUCCGUCAAUUGAUUGAGUAUUGGGAUGAUGAAGAUGUCCAAGCUAUGUGCCAAUUAUAUUUUGAAAACAGGAAAAAACAAAAGUGGAGGCAUCGGAUGAGACCUAUUAAUUUUGCAAGAGUGCAUGUGGCAUUGCGCGCAACCAAAGAGAAAAACGAGGAACCAUCAAAGUCUGAAAUGUUUAUUACAACUCGUACAAAGAAAGGGAAGGAAGUUCAUACGGAUACUCAAGUUGCAAUAUCUGAACUUCAGAAUCGUCAAAGUUCUGGAGAAACUGCAGAUGAUGCAUUUAGGGCUAUAUUUGAAAAGGAGAAACCUGGUCGGGUUAGAUGCUAUGGUAGAUCGGUGACGACAAGCUCUCUAAAAAAAGAUGAAGAAAUCACCAAACUUAAACAACAGCAUGCCAACAAAAUAACUUCUCUAAAGGAAGAAAUGAAGGAAAUGAUGAGAGAAGAAAUGCGAUGUUUUUUUAGUCAAAUGGUGAAAAACAACUCUGGAUUGGAUUUUCAUGAUAUACAAGGGUGUGUUGGAUCUAAUAUUCCUUCACCGGUUGAUGCAAGUAGUGCACGAGCUAUGAGAGGCCAUAAUCUACCACAGUCUUCUGGCUCAACUCAUGCCCCGAGUUUUGAAAAGGAAAAUACCGGUGAUGCAAUUGGAAAUGGUGGGCACAAAUCAAUUUGAUUCAUUAAAGUGAAUGGUGAAGGCCUUUUGAACAAUUAUGAUGUUUGUUUUUUUAUUGAUACUAUAAAUAU